Messenger RNA from Hypanus sabinus (Atlantic stingray), 4431 nucleotides. It is a transcript of the gene mtmr9, whose product is annotated as myotubularin related protein 9. The transcript has 10 exons. The record is from RefSeq and is a predicted model, not a curated record. NCBI's taxonomy places the organism in Eukaryota, Metazoa, Chordata, Chondrichthyes, Myliobatiformes, Dasyatidae. The coding region runs from base 87 to 1736 and encodes 549 amino acids. Gene Ontology annotation, biological process: negative regulation of autophagy.
UGGCCAUUUCUUCGAGUUGGUUGGUACGCGGCUUGUUUUGGUCCGGUCCGGUCUGGCCUGGCGUGGAUUUUGACAGCGUCCCGGAGAUGGAGUUCGCCGAGCUGAUUAAGACUCCGCGGGUUGAUGGUGCCGUCCUUCAUCGACCCUUCCAGCCAAGGGUAGAGGGCACACUCUGCCUGACUGGUCACCACCUUAUACUCUCGUCCCGACAGGACAACAAUGAAGAGCUGUGGCUGCUACUUAGCAAUAUCGAUGUCAUCGAGAAGAGGUUUAUAGGAACAUUGGGUACCAUUACAAUUAAAUGUAAAGAUCUCCGUAUUAUCCAACUGGACAUUCCUGGCAUGGAUGAAUGUUUAAACAUUGCUAGUUCUAUUGAGGCUUUAUCCACUCUGGAUUCCACUACAUUAAUGUAUCCUUUCUUUUUUCGACCGAUGUUUGAGGUCUUAGAAGAUGGAUGGCAUUCCUUUCUUCCAGAGCACGAAUUCACUUUGCUUUCUGCAAUGACUGAUGAAUGGCGACUUAGUUACGUUAACAAAGAUUUCGCUGUCUGCCGUUCCUACCCUCCCAUUGUCACGGUGCCAAAGUCAAUUGAUGAUGAGGUUCUGAAAAAGGUUGCUACGUUUCGUCAAGGUGGUCGCUUCCCUGUCCUCAGCUACUAUCAUAAAAAGAAUGGAAUGGUAAUGAUGCGCAGUGCACAGCCAUUGACUGGAACCAAUGGAAGAAGGUGCAAGGAAGAUGAAAGAUUGAUCAAUGCCACUCUACGAGCAGGAAAACGUGGUUAUAUAAUUGACACCAGACCACUUACUGCUGCUCAGCAAGCCAGAGCCAAAGGCGGUGGCUUUGAACAGGAGGCACACUAUCCUCAGUGGCGACGUAUUCACAAGUCCAUUGAAAGGUACCACAUUCUUCAGGAAAGUUUAAUUAAACUGGUUGAAGCUUCUAAUGACCAAUCCCACAACAUGGAUAGGUGGCUGAGUAAAUUGGAGGCUUCUAGCUGGUUGUCACACAUAAAAGAAAUAUUAACCACUGCUUGCCUAGCUGCACAGUGUAUUGACAGAGAAGGUGCAUCUGUAUUGGUUCAUGGCAGUGAAGGAAUUGACUCCACUUUGCAAGUCACCUCUCUUGCCCACAUUAUCCUAGAUCCACAAUCAAGAACAAUUAAUGGAUUUGAAGCCUUAAUUGAACGUGAAUGGUUGCAGGCUGGCCAUCCAUUCCAGCAACGGUGUGCUCAGUCUGCCUAUUCUAAUUCCAAGCAGAAGAAUGAAGCUCCUACAUUUCUCCUCUUUUUGGAUUGCUGCUGGCAGAUCCAGCACCAAUUUCCAUGUUCAUUUGAGUUUAAUGAACAGUUCCUAAUUGUGUUAUUUGAACACGCUUAUGCCUCCCAGUUUGGGACCUUUUUGGGUAACAAUGAAAAUGAAAGGCGCAAACUGAAGCUUCAGCAGAAAACUGUCUCUCUAUGGUCUUGGGUGAAUAGACCAAAAGAGCUGGAAAAGUACUUAAACCCUCUCUACGAAGCAAACAGCUUAGUCAUCUGGCCUUCAGUGGCACCACAAAGUUUACAGCUUUGGGAAGGUGUAUUUCUCCGAUGGAGUCGUUCGUCAAAAUAUUUGGAUGAAGCCUGGGAUGAAAUAAUUCAUAUUAUUGAGUACAAUAAGGAUUUACAGGCAAAAGUAAAUGUACUUCGACGUCAGUUAGCUGAACUACAAACAGAAGAUGGAGAACUUGAAAGUCCUUGAAAAAUAUUUAUCAAUUAUUGCAUUUUACUCAAUUGAAAAAAGUAAUACUUUGUAUAUAAUGCUGCAUAUGGGUUAAUCCUUAAAUAUAUUUAAACAUCAACUUAUCUACAGGAAGAGGACAUUUAGAUAAACCCUAACUUUUAGUUACAUGGUAAUAAUUCAAUUGCCCUGAAAACUACUCUUGAGGAGGAAUAUUUUUCAAUAUGGUUUUAAAGUAAGAUUUGCAAAUAGAGCUGCUAACCAUCAAGUUUCAGGAUAAAUUAUUUAGAUAAAUAAUGUAUAAGUAUUUACUAGGCCCUAUCCUUACGGAAAGUAUGAGCAAAUCAUUGAUUAUGGGAACAGUUAAACAAUGAAAUUAUUGAAUCAGAAGGAUGAAUGAAUUAUGGAAAUAUUAACACAUUGAGAACUUGUUAAACUAAACUAUUGUUUAAUUUUAAAAUUAACUUUCAGAAGCAGCAUCUUUUUAGAGACAUAUUUUGACAUGAGGUAAUAUGUAUCUCAAAGGGGGAGUAUAAUUUAAGGUAGGUAAUGUACUUCAGGCUGCAAAUCUUUGGCCAAUGCAGAGAAAAUUACUAAUUUGAGUUUGAUACUUCUGUUAGCUAUUGUGCUUAAACCUAUCUCUACUUUGGUUGGGGGAAAAAAAUGACUUCUUUGGAAAUAAUGUUUUCACCAGUAACUGAAACUUACUCAUGUAGAAAUAUUGCACAUACUGUAUGUCGCAGGUAAUGAUUUCUGCCAACGGUUGCUAUUGAUGGAUGUUCAGACUCAUUUGCUGGAUAUCAUACUAAAAUAGGGAACAAAUCGGAGGCAAUGAUGAGCUCUAUUCUGAUUCUUUUCAAUGACAAAUAAGAUUUUUCAGACUGAGGUGAAUUAUGUAAAUUAUUCCUGUAAGUCCACUUAUAAUGAAAUGGUUAGCUUAUUUUAGUUUGAAAUGGAAGAGGACCAAGCUAGCUGCAAAGAUGGAAAGUUUUUGUAUUCAGCAGAUGACAAUAACAGUAAAAUUAGACACCAAAAGUUCCUCUCAAGAAUAUUAAGAAUUGCUCUUCAAAGGGCAAGGCAUCAAUACAUGGAUGUAAUCUAUUUCUGGAUUGUGAAACCGUUGUUUGCACUUUAUGAAGAAUAUACUUCAGUUAUAUCAUCAUAUGGUGGUAACUUGCUCUAUGAACUUGACAUAGUAAAUGUUAAAUGAAUUCCAGGACUAUUCUAAGUAGAAUAUCUUCAUAAAAUUUAGUGGCUGCUUUUUUGUAACAGACCACCAAGUUGCACAAUUCAAGUAUAUCAUUUUGCUGAAGAAACUGUAGUUAAGAGGAUUUGAAAAUACACUAUAUGCAUCAUUUCCUGUCUUUAGUUGGACUCGCACUUUAACCUUCCACCUGCAAAGUCGCUGAAAUUUUAACCUGCGUUUGCUUGUUAUUCUUUGGCGUUGUUCCUUUGCAAAUUAUCAUUUGAAAUGAUCUUGAAGUAAUUGUUGCUGAUAAAGUUCAGAAAUCAAUGUAGGAAAUCAUGACACAAUACAUCUUUCCAUCUCUAUGCAAAUACUUGUUUAGAUACUUUGACAGCUUUUUAAAAGUAUAUUUCUGUCUUUGUUACACUACAUUAUAAAAACUGGAUAUUUUAGAGGGGAACACAAAGUCCAAUAUAUCAGAGAUGUCCUUUGAGGUUUUUGAAAUUGUUUUGACCGCUAUGUCAAAUUACUAUUUUUCAAUAUUCUGAAAAUAGUGUAAUUAAAUAAAUGCUUAUAGUUCUAGAAAGUUUGGAUCCAGAAAGUAUGAGAGAAUAUGGUCACAUUAAUAGAACAAUGAGAUACUAAUAACAUUUUCAAACCUCUUUCUUGUAAAGUGAGUGUUUUUUUAUAUGUUACAACCCAUUACCCUUCAACUUGAAAUCCCAUCUCAUCCAAGAGGGGAAACAGUGGCCUCUUCCUUUGUGGGGCCAGUUCAAUUUAUGCCAGUUUUGAGCUUACAGUAGAGUCUAUGGUCAGGUAACUUUUAAAGUUAGUGUGACUAUUGCUGAUACAAUUUUGCAAUAUGAACCACAUUAAAUGUUUUUACAAAAUAACUUCACAUUCUGCAUUUAUAUUCCAUUAAAGAUGGAUGCAUUUCAAGAACAGUUGGGAAUAUAUUUUUUUCCCAGUGGCAGCAUGAUUUUGAAAUAGAUGAUGUGAAUGCUAAUUCAUUUAGAUUGUAUCAGGAAAGUAUGACUUGCUGUUCUGAUAGUUGCCUCUGACCUUCUGUAGUAGGAACUUGCUUAUUAGAGACAGUAGAGAAUCUUGAAAUGGGUGUAAUUUUUCUCAAUAAUUAAUCUCUCAUGGACUGGAGUAAUUAGCAUUAAAAUGUUCUGUCAAUGUUUAUGGUUAUGAAACAUUUUAUGCUAAAACCAGAAAUACUGUUAAAUCAUUUAAUAAUACUGUAUGACCAAUGUAGUGCAUGUAUAUAAAAACAGCUGAUUUCAAUCUAUGAUUAUGUGAUCCAGAUGAUAUGUAGGUGAUGCAAUAGUUGAAGUUAAUGCAACUUCAGUCUUUCUGCAAAUUUAACCAGAUGUUUACUUGUAUGAACAUACAAUACAUAAGAGGAUGAAAAUUUUCAAAGUACAAUCUAUGCUGUGUGAACUGUUAUCUUUAAUUAAGUACUGUCUAAAUUAUGCAUGCAUUGACUUGAAAUGUAAUUUUUUGGCAUUAAAUGUUUUAAAUACAUGA